GGCGGGGUGUACUGUACCGGAAGUGGGCGGUUCCCGGAAGUAGUUUCCUCCGUCGGUAUCGAGGCGCGCUUCCGUCUCUCAGAGAUUCCCGGAGAGGAGCCAUGGAGCGGGAUCAGGUGACGUUUGAUGAUGUGGCGGUGUAUUUCUCGGAGGAGGAGUGGCGGAGUCUCCGGGACGAGCAGAAGAGUCUCUACAAGGAAGUCAUGAACGACAAUUAUCAGAUGAUCCUUUCCCUCAAUCGGCCGGACCUUAUCACCAACAUUGCGUUGGGUUGUGAGCCGUACAUCACCACAGCCCGGGACGGCGCCAUCCGAGAUUUCUGGCAAGGUGAGCGGUUGGCAGCCUCUGGCAGAAGCAUAUUCCAGGAGAGUACUGAACCCCUAUCACCACCGAAGAGACAGCGGAGAUACCCCAGAGUGAACCCCUUCAGGUGGAUAAAGAGACACAAGAAGAGUAAAAGUCGUUUUUCCCGAACAACAAGAAGAUCGGAGCAGAGAGAGAAUGGGAAUAUUGAAGAGAGUAACUACGAGACGAGAGAUGAAGCUGGGGACAGCAGGGAGGGGCGCUCUGAAUUGUGCACAAGAGACCCAUCAAACUCUAUGCAGAGCAGAGAACUAGCGCAGAGAAGCCCUCAGACAGAAGAUGGGAACAGAACAAGUAGAGACAGUCAAAGUUCUCGGACAGUUCAAAUAAUGGGCACCAAGUAUAAACCAGAUCUGAGGGUGACUCUGAGAAACUCAGGGGAGGAACCUGGUAGUGUAGCGGAGAGAGGCGAGGGCAUAGCAGACAUGGAACAUUACACGCUUCACGCAGCCGAGGCUGAGAGGGCCACAAGCUCAUCAUAUACGACUCGGCACAACACUCAUCAUGGAGAUGGACAUACUCAGAGUUCCCUGUCCUCACCUGAAACCACAGAUACUGGGAAGUCUCCACAUCUGAAUGAGGAGAGGCACCAAGAAAAGACUAAAAUGGACUCCGCAUGUGAAGGAAUUCCUUUGCCACGGAAGAAGGUAAAACACGUCAAGUUCAGUGACACGGUUACCACGUUUAUUAUCGAGUCGGAAGAAGCAGAACUCGCAGAGAAGGCAUUCUUCGAUAGCAUUAGGCUGCAGAGGAAAAUCCGUCCUCGUGUUGUUAUUGUGAGUAAGGACAUUAAGACAUGCACCACAGCAGAGCCAAUCCUAGUUACCAAAAGUCAGGACUCCAAGCCUAAAGCCACCCAGCCAGAGCGGAAGACCACCGCGGUGCGUGACACUCUGGAAGGAGGGAGCCAAGACCUGAAAAGUCCAAAUUCCAUGAAAUGCAACAAGACGGUGAGAACCACAGAGGAUGUUGGAGGAUCUCUGCCAAGCGCAGUAUGUAGGAGAGUUGCUGCAAGGCUAUCCCCGUCUACUGGGCCUCAACUGCAACCAAAGGACAGAGAUGAAAGGUCCAUGGUUACCAGGAGUAACUCCAAGCCUAAUGCCACCCAGCCUGAAUGGAGGACCACCAAAAAACGUGACACUCCAGAAAGAGGAAGCCAAGAGCUGAAGAGUCCAAAUUCUGUCAAAUGCAACAAGAUAAUGAAGACCACAAUGGAGGUUGAAAGAUCUCCGCCAAGCGCAGUAUGUAGGGCAGAGCCAUCCCCGUCUACAGGAUCUCCGCUGAGACCAAAGGACAGAGAUGAAGGGUCCAUGGUUACCAGAAGUCAGGACUCCAAGCCUAAAGCCACCCAGUCAAAGCAGAAGACCACCACAGAACGCGACAGUACAGAAGGAGGAAGCAGAGAUCUGAAAAGUCCAAAUUCUGUCAAAUGCAACAAGAUAAUGAAGGCCACAGAGGAGCCAGCAGGAUCUCCGCCAAGCGCAGUAUGUAGAACAGAGACUGCAGAGCCAUCCCCGUCUACAGGGCCUCCACUGCAACCGAAGAACAGAGAUGAAGAGUCCUUUGUUACCAAGCGUCAGGACUCCAAGCCUAGUGCCACCCAGCCAAAGCAAAAGACCACCACGGAAUGUGACAGUACAGAAGGAGAAAGCCAAGAUCUGAUAAGUCCAAAUUCUGUCAAAUGCAACAAGAUAAUGAAGAGCACAGAGGAGGUUGCAGGAUCUCUGCCAGUCCCAGUAUGUAGGACAGAGACUGCAGAGCCAUCCCCGUCCACAGAGCCUCCACUGCAACCAAACAACAGAGAUGAAGAGUCCUUUGUUACCAAGAGUCUGGACUCCAAGCCUAGUGCCACCCAGCCAGAAAGGGAAACCACAGCGGUGUGUGACAUUCUGGAAGGAGAAAGCAGAGAUCUGACCAGUCAAAAUUCCAUCAAAUGCAACACGAUGAUGAAGACAAUGGAAGAGGUUGAAGGAUCCCCACCAAGUGCAGUAUGUGGGAGCGACACUACUAAGCCUUCCGCCUCCACAGAGCCACAGCUGCCGCCAACCAAAAGGGACGUAGGAACGCAGAUAGAUCUAUUUCACAAAGAAGAGCUGCAGCAACCAGCAAGCCGGAUUCAGCUCACCCCACUAAACCCAGAUGAAAGUGAUCAGAACUUCAUGAAAUCUUAUUCUUGCUCUAAUUGUGGCAAAAUUACCCACUGGACGAGGCUCAAUGAGCAGCAAAAAGCCGACGUAGAAAGGUCCUCUCUUCAUUUUUGCAGAAUGUGUAGCCGGCAGAGAGAUAAACCAGCCUUUAGUCCAGACAAGGGUACACCAAAUACAACUCCCACCAAAUGGGCCACCUCAAAUAAAAACGUGACCGGAAGCCCUGCUAGAAAGAGGCCACAUUGUUUGCUUCUGGAUGAUUCCCCCGACACUAGUUCACCUGCUAAGAAGAAGCAAAGACAAGACGUAAAGGGUGAUGCAGAAACCCCAAGGAGCUCAACCCAUCCCAAUGGUCAGCUAAAGAAGGGUGAAGAGGCAUCACUGAGGACCCUAACCAGCCAUAAUGUCCAACUGAAGAAAGGUGAGGCAUCAACAACCAGUGAUCAUGUUCAGCUGAAGAAGAGCGAGGAAGCAUUACUGAGCACCCCAACCAAUCACAAUGUUCAGCUGAAGAAAGGUGAGGCAUCACCAAGGACUUCAACCAGUCAUAGUGUUCAACUGAAGAAAGCUGAGGCAUCACCGAGGACCUCAUCCAGUUUUGGUGCUCAACUGAAGAAGGGUGAGGAAGCUUCACCUAAAACUUCAGCCAAUCCUAAUGCUCAGCUGAAGAAAGGUGAGGCAUCGGUGAGAACCUCAACCAGUGAUAAUGUUCAAUUGAAGAAGGGUGAGGAGCCAUCACUGGGGACCUCAACAAGUCCUAGUGUUCAGCUAAAAAAGGGUGAGAAAGCUCCACCGAAACUGUCAACCAAUCAUAAUGUUCAACUAAAGAAGGGUGAAAAGGCUUCACCGAAACCAUCAACCAAUCAUAAUGUUCAACUAAAGAAAGGUGAGUCAUCACCAAGGACCUCAACCAAUCAUUCUAGCCACCUGAAGAAGGGUGAGGAGGCAUCACCGAGGACCCCAAUCAGUCAUAAUGUUCAGCUGAAGAAAAGUGAAGAGGAGUCACAGAGGACCAAAACCAAUCCUAAUGUCCAGCUGAAUAAGGGUGAGGAGGAGUCACUGAGGACCUCCACCAAUCAGAAUGCCCAGCUGAAGAAUGGAAAGGAAUCCUUGUCUAGGACCUCAGCCAAUCAUAAUGUCCAGCUGAAGAAGAAUACGGACGACAACAACAAGUUUUUAGCAGCAGAGGACGCUCACACUGAUAACAAUUCCAACCUAUGUAGACAUUGCGAAUCCCCAGAAGAUGCUAAACUCCACCACAAAGUAAAAACGAUUAAAACGUAUACGAGAAGCUCUUCUACAAAAGUUCUUUCAAAUCCGGAUUCUAAAAAUGAUACACCAGAGAAAAGGAAAUCCAACCAAAUUCUGCAGAAUAAACCAAGUCCUGUUCAAGAGCAGAAACUCCCAUCCGAUUCCAAAUCCAAUAAAGGCACCACGACCCCGCAAGAUCAGAAGAAUGGCGCUCAGACAAAGAAAGACGCGUGUGGGAAGUGCGGAAAACUAUUUAUUAAGAGACAAAAGACCAAACCCCUGGCAAAUAUUCAGCAUAAGAAACCUGUCGAUGAUGGCUCCCCCAUUUCCACAGAUAAAAUUCAGAAACUGGGUCCAAAAUUUGAUGCUGUCAGAAAAAAACGGGUGAAGAAAUCACUCGGUGAGCCUAAAGUAAAGAAGCCUCGAAACGCUGAGGGCACCAAAAGUCCCAAAUCUCCCAGAGGGGCCAGAGAUAAGGAUCUUUGCACCAAAUGUGGUAAAAGAUUAGCUUUGCAUGUGGCGCCCAGCCAAGACGGCGGAAAUGAUGAGAAUGAAUGCGUUGUUCUUCCUAGGAAGAAGCGGAAGCGCCGUCUUGCUGGCAUGGAACCUUUCACGUGUGAAGACUGUGGCAAAAUCUUUACCCGGAACUUCACUCUCCUGCAGCACCGCCUAAUACACACCGGGGAGCGCCCCUACUCCUGUAAAGUGUGCAGGAAGACCUUUAGGGACAGCAGCUAUCUCAUCGUUCACAUGCGGUCCCACACCAAGGAGAAACCGUACGUCUGCCUUGAGUGCGGGAAGUGCUUCUCGCAGAACUCUGCCCUCCACGUCCACAGCAGAACGCACACCCACGAGCGACCCUUCAAAUGCGAGUGCGGGAAGAACUUCACUGAUCGAUCAACCUACCGCCACCACCAGAGAAUUCACACUGGGGAGAAGCCCUACGCCUGCUCAUACUGCGGCAAGAAAUUCACACAGCAGCCACACAUGAAGAGACACGAGACGAUCCACACGGGGGAGAGACCCUUCGAAUGUUUAGAGUGCGGAAAAAGGUUUAGCGAACGGACAAAGCUGCAGAAACAUGAACGUGUCCAUCAGAGAGCGAAGGAGAAGGACUGAGCGCGGGUUACCGAAAAUGUUCCACCGGGGACAGAAGAUAUCAUAGAGAAGGGGCAGAACCUUCCAUGGUAGAGGCCCCAUCACAGAUCUCUGAGGACUUCUUAUGAAGGAACACAAUGGCGAAGUAUUAACGUAGAGAAGGACAAAUCGAAUGAACCAGAAUACAUGGAAUGUCCAACUGGUGCCUCACUUUACUGAACCGUUAUUACAGCCAACGAGCUCCCAGUUGCAUUUGUGUGCAGACAUAUGCGAAACCCCUCCAAACCCACAACGUCCCCCCUCCAUGAAGAGUUCCAACGUCCCCCCUCCAUGAAGAGUUCCAACGUCCCCCCUCCAUGAAGAGUUCCAACGUCCCCCCUCCAUGAAGAGGUUCCAAUAUCCCCCCUCCAUGAAGAUUUCCAACGUCCCCCUCUAUGAAUAGGUUCCAAUAUCCCCCUUCAUGAAGAUUUCCAAUGUCCCCCUCCGUGAAGAUUUCCAAUAUCUCACACAACAUCCCCCUCAAUGAAUAGGUUCCAAUGUCUCUCUCCAUGAAGAGUUCCAAUGUCCUCCAUGAAUAGGUUCCAAUGUCCCCCUCCAUGAAGAGUUCCAAUGUCCUCCAUGAAUAGGUUCCAAAGUCCCCCCUCCAUGAAUAGGUUCCAAAGUCCCCCCUCCAUGAAGAGUUCCAAUGUCCUCCUCCAUGAAGAGUUCCAACGUUUCCCCUCCAUGAAGAGUUCCACCGCCCCCCUCUAUGAAUAGGUUUCAAUAUCCCACGCAACGUCCCCCCUCCAUGAAGAGUUCCAAUGUCCUCCAUGAAUAGGUUCCAAAGUCCCCCCUCCAUGAAGAGUUCCAAUGUCCUCCUCCUUGAAGAGUUCCACCGUCCCCCCUCCAUGAAGAGUUCCAAUGUCCUCCUCCUUGAAGAGUUCCACCGUCCCCCUCUAUGAAUAGGUUCCAAUAUCCCACGCAACGUCCCCCUCCAUGAAGUGUUCUCCGUAGGAUGAAGUCUUCAUCUGCCCACAACCUCCUAGCAUGGUGGUUCCCAUGUCAGCCUUGGCCGCAUGUGCCGCAGUGUUGGUACACCUAUAGAAAAGCACCUUGUUUUGCGGGUUGAGGCUUCCCCAUAUGUAUGCAGCCGAGACCUCUGCUUUUUCUCAUUAUUAUUAUUGACUAGGCUGUCUAAGACAUCAACCCUCAAAAGUUUUGUAGAUAGAGCCAACCAAUGAACAUUUCAAGAGUCUGAUAUCAGCAAAGUCCCAUAUAAAGGAGGAUAAUAGAGACAAACAUUUCAUAGAACUCUGCUGUGCAGGCUUUGAUCUCUCUCCCCCUCCCCCACAGCUAUGAAUGGCCGCACAGUCCGAGAUCCACAUCCCUCAAAAGAUUUUCUCUAUUUUUAUGUUGACUGAUAAUAAUAAUAAACUGUAUGGAAUAAUUUA
Messenger RNA from Rana temporaria (common frog), 6289 nucleotides. Its product is annotated as mucin-5AC-like. NCBI's taxonomy places the organism in Eukaryota, Metazoa, Chordata, Amphibia, Anura, Ranidae. Gene Ontology annotation, biological process: negative regulation of transcription by RNA polymerase II. The transcript is spliced from 4 exons. Bases 102 to 4880 code for a protein of 1592 amino acids. Gene Ontology annotation, molecular function: DNA-binding transcription repressor activity, RNA polymerase II-specific. The record is from RefSeq and is a predicted model, not a curated record.